Molecule: messenger RNA, 2335 nt
Organism: Pimephales promelas (fathead minnow)
Lineage: Eukaryota; Metazoa; Chordata; Actinopteri; Cypriniformes; Leuciscidae
Gene: esrrd
Product: estrogen-related receptor delta
Biological process (GO): regulation of DNA-templated transcription
Molecular function (GO): zinc ion binding; DNA-binding transcription factor activity; sequence-specific DNA binding
Source: RefSeq, a predicted model, not a curated record
CUCGUCCCGUUCAGAUCGCUUGCAGACGCACAACCCCUGGGGAAAGUAGUGAUGGACCUGAAGGACUUUUGCCUGAGCGAGAACUUCCAGUUCCUGAACCAGCACGACCUUCUGGAUCCGUCCACCUCGGAUGACCCGCCGUCCCCGACCGACGCGGCGCUCAAAGCCGACCCGCUGAGCCCGUCGUUCGGCCUGGUCAGCCCCGGGAGCGCGUCGGACAGCAGCGGCUACAGCGUGUUCUCCCGAAACCCGUCUCUGAACCCGGACUCGCCCGUGAGCUCCAGCUCCAUCUCCAGCACCAGCGCCCCGGCGCUCUUCCACCCGACGGGACACACAGAGUCUCUCCUCAGCGACUUCAUCCCCUCGCUGAACCCCGGGCCCAAGCGCCUGUGUCUGGUGUGCGGAGACUUCGCGUCCGGGUACCACUACGGCGUCGCGUCCUGCGAGGCGUGCAAGGCCUUCUUCAAAAGAACCAUUCAAGGAAACAUCGAGUACAGUUGUCCUGUGGUGAACGACUGCGAGAUCACCAAGAGACGGAGGAAGUCUUGCCAAGCCUGUCGUUUCCAGAAGUGCCUGCGUGCCGGCAUGAUGAGAGAGGGUGUGCGCAUGGACCGCGUCAGAGGAGGCCGGCAGAAGUACAAGCGCAGAGCCGACUCAGCACUCUCUCUCUUCACCAAAACACCUUACACACAUCCAAGCAAACCAAUCCGAAACAAGGUGAUCUCUCAGCUGCUGGUGUGUGAACCGGCUCCUCUGCGAGCCACUCCUGACCCCACGACCCCUGACAGUGACCUUAAAACACUGAUGACCUUAUGUGACCUUUUAAACAGGGAGCUCCUGGUUAUGAUUGGCUGGGCAAAACACAUCCCAGGAUUCUCUGGGCUGUCUCUGGUGGAUCAGAUGGCUUUGCUCCAGAGCGGCUGGAUGGAGACGCUGGUCCUGAACGUGGUGUGGAGAUCUCAGGCCUCGCCCGACGAGCUUCAGUUUGCGGAGAACCUGCGCCUGAGCGAGAGCCAGAGCCGAGCCGUGGGACUGCCGGACCUCUACACGGCUCUCCGACACCUGGCCGUCAGAUACCAGCAGAUGAGCCUGAGCCAGGAGGAGAUGCUCACGCUCAAAGCCAUGGCUCUGGCCAACUCAGACGCAGAGAAUGUGGAGUGCGCAGACGCAGUUCAGUGCUUCCAGGACGGGCUCCACGAGGCCCUUCAGGAGUACGAGAGCGCGCAGAGACCGGCAGAGCCGCACCGGGCCGGGAGACUCCUCAUGACGCUGCCGCUGCUCCGACAGACCGCACACCGGGCCGCGCGCUGCUUCAGCCGGAUACACGCGCAGGGACGCGUGCCCAUGCACAAACUCUUCCUGGAGAUGCUGGACGCCAACAUCUAGACUCGCACACUGCGGACUGAGCCAGUAGGCGCGCCGCCGAUAGAGUAAUACUACAUUUAAAAAAAGAACUCUAACGGGUGGGACUUGAGCGCUGAACAUGCUGAUUGGUCUGUCGAGUUAAUGCCGCAUUUUGAUUGGUUGACUCCACGCAGCGUUGUUAUCUGUCGCGGUGCGUGCAAUAACAGUUGUUUGCUGCUAUUCGAAUCAACAGUGGAGUUUAAAUAAUACGACCUUUGAACCGACGACGACCUUCAGGCUUUAUUAAACUUAAAUUAAGAGGAUGAAAUCACUGUAAAGGCGCGUCACUAGUAAGACUAAUGGCCUAAUCUUCACGGUACUUCACGGCAACAGGUCUGAGGUAACAAAAAGUUCCUGAGACAAAUUGUUUUGGUAAUUUCGGUGGAAACAUGCCUAAUAUCGAUCUCUGAGGGCCUAAAAUUGCAUGGGCCCUUAAUCCUAACUCCCCUCUCCUCAUGAAAAGGCUCUGGGUCACACACAGGUCAGAGGUCACGUUUAACACACAAAAGCAGCUCUUCGGAGUUUGGCAGCUAAACUGCACUUGAAGACGAGAGGUUAAUAUCUCUCUCUGUCUUGCUGAAGCACAAUCUUUUACUAUUUAUUUGAUAUGAAAUUCAUGGAGAUUAUUGUUUUAUAAGGUGUUGGCGAUUUAGAUGACGCAGUUUUUUUUUUGUUAGCUUUUUACAAUAUAUCAAUAAUUUUCUUUUUUAUAUAUAUAAUUCUGUAGGUUUUUUUCAGUCUAGACUUGGGAAUUUGGUUAAUAUCGAAGACGCAUAACAGUUUCUGCAUAACAGUUCCAGCGAUCAGCAUCAUAAACUAUCACAGUAACACAUAGUCUGCAGUCAAGCUAUGGAGCCUUUGUAUUUAUUGUCUAAUUUAUUACGUGGAACAUCUGCUGUUAUUUAUAUGGAAAUAAAUUAUUUUUUGGGAA